Messenger RNA from Magallana angulata, 5415 nucleotides. RefSeq names its product hemicentin-1-like. The record is from RefSeq and is a predicted model, not a curated record. The coding region runs from base 55 to 3609 and encodes 1184 amino acids. The transcript is spliced from 13 exons. Lineage: Eukaryota; Metazoa; Mollusca; Bivalvia; Ostreida; Ostreidae.
UCUGAAAUUGUUCAGUUAUCUUCAGUUCAAACGUCAGAAAUAACAGAAGUCACAAUGGCAGCAUCCGUGGACUUGACUUUUAAUUAUACUCUUGGCCCUAGUGAUUUAGUGUACGAUGGUUUUAUUGUUUUGCAAGCAAAGAAAACAGGAACAUCUGAUUAUGAGAAUGUUGCUACGUUUUCACCACCUGGAAGCGGAAAUAAUUUUUUCACUACCACAGAAUCUGCCUUGAUUUUAAAAGACAGAUCGGAGCUAAUGAAUGUAACUGCCCUUGGUUUAGACACAUUUUGUGUAGUGAUGAAAGUGCUGGAUGUGCGGUGUUCUGAUGAAAAAGAGUACCGAUUUUCCGUUUUAUUUUUGAAUUCAAAUACUGGUCCUCAGACGAAAAUUGCUUUUACCAAUUUAAACGUAAAAGCACCUGCUGAACAGCCCUAUGAUAUUCCCGAUCCAGUUCCGAGACACAUCGAGGAAAACAUGAAUUUGACAUUGACUUGCACCGCUAAUGUUGGUAAGCCUCCUGGAAAGAUCAAGUGGUGGCGCUACAGAGAUCAGAUCGAUGCACCGGUUCUUGUGGCGGAGUCGUCGGAAAUCCCUGCAGUGCAGCCUGGAGUGUGUGUGUACAACGUGACCUUCUCCAUACAACCUCUGGUCACCAAGGACGAUGACCAGUCCGUGUGGAGAUGUUCUGUAGACAAUGAACUGUUGACAAGCUCACCUGAUCAAGACAAGCCAAACCUAGAGACUGCCAAAAUCAAUGUAUUUUAUAAAGUUGGGAUUCCGAAAAUAACUAAAACCCCAGACACCCCGAACUCGCAGUAUUCUGUUGGCUCUUCUGUAACCUUGACCUGCCAAGCUAAAGGUAACCCAAGCCCUUCUACCAAUAUUGACAAGAAUAUCAACAAGUAUGUAUGGACGUUUAAGGCCAAUCCAGGAGACAAUGCAACAGAAUUGUCAUCAAACAAUGGAGUCCUCAGACGUAACAAUCUACAAGAGACGGACACAGGGACAUACACAUGUACAGCCUUCAAUGGGUUCAAUGGAAAAACGUUCACCAGCUCGUUUAACGAACAGCUUCAAAUAGGUGGAUCCUUUGAAAGUUUAGUAGAGGUGUCAGCUAUAACCACAGCAAGACUUUCAGCAUCCGUGGACUUGAGUUUUAAUUAUACUGUUGGCCCUAGUGAUUCAGUGUACAGUGGUUUUAUUGUUUGGCAAGCAAAGAAAUCAGGGACAUCUGGUUUUGAAAACAUUGCUUCAUUUUCACCUCCAGGAGGAGGGAACAAUUCUUUCACAACCACAGAGUCAGCAAUGAAUUUAAAAAAUCGAGCGGAGUUAUUGAACAUAACUCCGAUUGGUUUCAACUCUUUUCGUGCUGUAAUGAGAGUUCUUAAAGUACACUGCUUGGAUGAGAAAGAGUACAAAAGUUCCGUUACUUUUUUCAACUUAAAUACUGGCCCUCAGACAAUAACCGCGGUUACCUAUUUGACCGUACAAGCACCUGCUGAACAACCCUAUGAUAUUCCUGAUCAGGUUCCUAGCAACAUUGAGGAGAGCACGAAUUUCACAUUGUCUUGCACUGCUAAUGUUGGUAAACCUCCUGGGAAUAUCAAGUGGUGGCGCUACAGAGAUCAGGCCGAUGCACCAGCUCUUGUGGCGGAGUCGUCGGAAAUUCCUGCGCAGCCUGGAGUGUGUGUGUACAACGUGACCUUCUCCAUACAACCUGUAGUCACCAGGGACGACGACCAGUCCGUGUGGAGAUGUUCUGUAGACAAUGAACUGUUGGCCGGCUCACCUGAUCAAGACAAGCCAAACCAAGAAACUGCCAGAAUCAAUGUAUUUUAUAAGGUUGGAGUUCCAAAUAUUACAAAAUAUCCAAAUGUGUUAAAUUCCCAGUAUUCUGUUGCCCAUUCUGUAGACCUGACUUGCGUUGCUCAAGGUAACCCAAGUCCUUCCACCAAUAACGGCUUUAACAGGUAUGUAUGGACAUUCAAGACAAAUCCAGGAGACAUUGAGACAGAGUUGUCUUCAACCAAUGGAGUCCUCAGUCUGAACAAUCUACAAGAGACAGACACUGGGACAUACACAUGUACAGCCUUCAAUGGAUUCAAUGGAAAAUAUUUCAAUAGUUCAAUUAAUGAGGAGCUUUACGUAGUGAACACAACCACAACUUCCUCUCUAACAACUGCGGAGUGGUCUACAGAAAAUUCAGUCAUCCAUGACCAGAAAGAAGUAGAAGUAACCACUACUGUUCCUAACACUACCACCCAUUUUACGUCCCCCGCUGGUCCAGCAGGGAAUUCAGAUACAGAGCGCCAGAAAACAAAUGAUGAUGGCCUCUCUAUGGGAGCAAUAGUGGUCCUUAUGGUCAAUAUCCUCAUCAUCGUGACUGUUAUCCUCGUCAUGUUAAAAGUGUGGUACACUAAACUACAACGAACACCUGCGUCACGAGGAGAUUGUGGAACAGUUCAAACAUCAGCAUUGCUCAACGCAACAGUAGGAUCAUCUGUGGAUUUAAAUUGUACAUAUACUUUAGACCCGGCUGAUUCAGUGUACAGUGGGUUUAUUGUCUGGCAAGCCAAGAAAUCGGGGUCAGCAGAUUAUGAAAAUAUUGCCACAUUUUCUCCUCCUGGAGAAGGGAACAAUUCAUUCACAACCACAGAUUCUGCCAUGAUUUUUAAAGAUCGAGCAGAGUUACUGGAUGUAACGUCCAUUGGUUCUGACGCUUAUCAUGCUGUGAUGAGAGUUCUUGAAGUGCAGUGUUUGGAUGAGAAAGAGUAUCAAUGUUCUGUUACUUUUGUCAGUACAAGUACUGGUCCCCAGACAAAAACUGCGGUAACCUCUCUUACAGUUCAAGGACCCGCUGAACAGCCCUAUAACAUUCUUGCUCCCAAUCUUAGCAAUAUUGAGGAAAACAUGAAAAUCAACCUCUCCUGUACCGCUAAUGUUGGUAAACCUCCUGGAAAGAUUAAGUGGUGGCGUUACAGAGAUCAAGUUAAUGCUCCGUUAUUGAUGGAGGAGUCCUCGGAAAUCCCCGCGGUGCAGCCUGGAGUGUGUGUGUACAACAUGACCUUUUCUAUACAACCUGUAGUCACCAAGGACGAUGAUCAGUCCGUGUGGAGAUGUUCUGUAGACAAUGAACUGUUGACCGGCUCACCUGAUCAAGACAAGCCACACCAAGAAACUGCUAGAAUCACUGUCUUCUAUAAAGUUGUUGAUCCAAAAAUAGCUAAACAUCCGGACAUCUCAAAUUCUCAGUAUUCUGUUGGCUCUUCUGUGAACCUGACAUGUGUUGCUCAAGGUAAUCCCAGUCCUUCCACCAAUAACGACAUCAACAAAUACAAAUGGACGUUCCAGACCAUUUCAGGUCACAAUAUGACAGAGUUGUCGUCAAACAAUGGAGUCCUCAGUCUGAACAAUCUACAAGAGACAGACACUGGGACAUACACAUGUACAGCCUUCAACGGAUUCAAUGGAAAAACGUUCAAUAUUUCAAUAACUGAUGAGCUUUACAUAGCCAAUCCAACCAAUCACGCAGGUCCUGCCUAUCUAUUGAUCCCACAACUCUGUAUAACCGUUUUGCUGAUGUCAUCAUUCUGUGUUUUGGUACUUUAGUUCAACAUAUUAGAUACCUCAGACAGAGUUCAACAAGUGUCAGGCUUGACAUCUAUCUAUAUUUACAUUCUGUGUAUAUUUGCCUUUAUGUUUGCUUUGGAAAUCUGCGACAUUCAGUUUUCUAUGAAUGCACUUUGCUAAUUCAUGCGCAAUGAGCACAGAUACAGACGUCUCCACUUGUUUUAAGUAUAUCUAUAUUUGUAAGAUUAAACGAAACUUUCAAUCUAACAUAGCCAAUUUGAUAUGUACUUUUUUAAAAAAAAUAAUUAAUAUAUAUCUACUCCUUUAUUAUAGUCUGUCCCAAAUUAUUGCUUCCAUCAAUUUUUGAUGAUUUUUAAUAAAAAUACACAUACAUGUGAAAGAAAUACAAUUGAAAUCGAUGAAAGGAAAUAUAUCCAAGAUAUCUUCAUUAAACAAUUAUUCCUUUUCACUCAUAAAAUUUCACAGGAACGAAAACAAUUUUUUACUGAGAUAAAUAAUGGGAAAUGUUUACAUCUUUUCUCCAUUCGGAAGUACUCGGGAUAUCUUGCGCAAUUUUUUAACUUUAUCAUCCGGGCUUAUUAAUGGCUGAUGCAAUGCAAAAUCUCCGUAGACUUUCAAUUUUGGGAUGUGUAUUGAUACCUGAAGCGGUAGAAGGGGCGUUUCAAAACAGAUAAUCUGGACUUUUUUCAUAUAGUGGAUGAACGAAGUUUGAGCACAAAGGUAUUUGCUAUUAUUGAAAUAUCGAGCAAAAAGUGGUAGAAGCAAAAACUCGGGUCAGAGUAUAAAAAGAUUUUUCUCCACAAAGUUUCUUGCACUAUAUUUUUUGUCGCGGACGCUAACUAAAUAACAUGUUAAUAUGGCUGUUCCAUGUUUGUUUCAUAUAUCUGAAAAAUAGCGCAACUAAUGGCUUUACAGCGGCGAUGCACAAUAUUUCAUACAAAUAGACAUCAGUAUGAAAAUAUAAAUAUAAUCACUGAAUGCUUAUUUUUGGAUGUUUGAUCAAAAAGAGAAAAUAUUAAUUUAAUUUUUUUUGAAAUCAUAAAAUACACAUAUAAAUUCCAAGGAAUACUCAUGCACAUUAAAGUUCACAUUUUUCGAAUACAAUAACACUUAAAGAAGGACAGUUCAUAAAUAUGUACAAAAUAAAUAGUAAAUUGAUGGUUACUAAUACUUACUUUCCAAACACAUGGCUUGUGAAAAAGCACCACACUGUGCAUUCUUUACAAUAAGUGGCUGUUGGUUCACAGUCUGGGCAGUGAAUGAUGUGCAUUGUCUCGCAACAAAAACAACAUUCCCAUGUUGAUGAGCACAUUUCCUCCACCCUAGCCCUGAACAUUGAAGGCUGUAUUGUUUCCCAUCCUUCACGUUCUUUAGUCUUCCUGGAUACAUAAGUCCUUACAUCUAUUUCAAAAUGAAAUAAUCAAAAUAUAAACAAGUCUGUAAUACUAACACGUUGCUUUUCAUCAUGCUUAUCACUGAUACUUUGUUGUUUAAGCAGGUGUGACAAUUACCUUCCUGAAUAACUGAAGUUGUUGGCUGAUCCAAUAGUUCCUCUGUGAUAAUUUAACUUUCUUUGGUUUCCUGGGAACUGAACAUUUUGGCUCCAACUUUAUAAUUUCAAUUUCUUUUCUCUCCUCCUUGUAUUUAAUUACUUUAAUUUUCUGUACAAAUUAUUUACACCUAAGUGGCAUCUUUGCUUCUAAGUGGCAUAUCUUAACAUUAAAGCAUGAAAUAUACCAAAACGUGCUUUUAAUCAUAUAUAUGUAAUACAUUAGUGAUCACUCUCCAUCUGAAUCUGUGAUUUUAAACAAUGUACACUUAUGC